UAAGCGCUAGAUGCGUCUGUACCGCUGAACAAAUACACGGUACUGGCCAAGGGGACAGUUUUAAAGAUAAAGAUAUUUCAGUCUGCGUUACAGUUAAAUUAUAUGAAUCUUCUCUUUCAGUAUUUAUCUGCUUUUAACGAUCUUCUUUAAAGUUUUCAGAAAAGCAUCAGAGAAUACAGAGUGACACUGAGAAAAAGGAAUACAUGACUUUAUAUAGAGAAAGAGCCGCCUCGAAUGUUAAAGGGGGGCUUGGUGACGACGACAAUCACAGACCAAAGAGCAAGCACACAGGCGACAUGACGGGCAGAGAAGCUUGGUGGAGAUGUACCUUGAAGGAUUCUCCCAACCCAGGGAGCUACCACAUCCGGGACUUUAUGGAAGAGGCCGAGCUGAACCCUGUCCGGGUGACGUAUGGGUUUGGCGGCCAGGGCAGGAAGGUGCCCGUGCACUGUGGGCGCCAGGGGAAGCUGCUCCUGCCGGGGGCCUACGAGAACAUUGGCUCCAUCCAGGAGGCUCUCAAGCGGCCUGCCUCCUAUGUCUUCAAGAGCUGUCCCCGGCCACAGAUCCACACGCUGGGCAUCAGAGACAAGGACGUCGACCUCUCACCGUGUCACUACGACGUGACAGAGAAACCUGUUCCCAAACUACCCAGCAAGCAUCCGAUGUUUCGCUCAACUGUGAAGCGCGCCCCCCCACCCCCGAGAGAAGGACCGGGCCCCGGACACUACGACUUGAGGGUUCAACCCAGCCGUGGCAUCACUUCCUGUUUCCUGUCUACGGUGCCACGCCUUCAUAACGUACCCUUGAAAACUCCCGGGCCAGGAGCGUAUGAGCCGGCAUUGUCGAUGGGCAGGCGGUUCACAGCAGGGCCUACCAGGGCACAAAGCUGCAGCCUCCUCUUCCGUGGCGUCUGACCCAUACAGGAUCUGAGCAGGAUGUCCGCCUUGCUAGCUGCCUCUCUCUUCAGCACCAAUAACGUUAAGGUUCUCUCCUUACCCAGGAAGUAAAUGACUGGAAAAAAAAAUCUAUGGAGUGGAAUUAGUGUUUUCACACAAUGCAAAACAUACAUGCCACUGCCUUCCCCUGCACAUUCUGACAUGAAAACACGGAUAAAAUACCACAAAACCGCCUUGCAUGCAACCUCAAAUCUGGCUUUAAAAUGCACAUGCAUGAAAUGUAUGUUUAAGUGUCAACAUACGCAAACAAGGCAAACAGACAACCGUGAGAUCUUAACCCUACAUUUGAAUGGAGUGUGAUAACAGACUGUACCAAACCCAAAACUAUUUCUAAAAAUGCUCUGUAGGCAUCAGGGUUGUUAGUGCAACACAGCCGGAUACAAUGAUUUCUUAAUCCAGUCAUUCUCCCUCCCUGGUUAAUGGCGGUUGUUAUGCACUCGUGAGGGCAAAGCUGGUUUGUUAUUACACCCCAGAGUGAGGCAUUGUGCGGCCUGCUCAGCUAUUCACUGAAGCACAAUGAGCUCAGUGUCACAGCAGACACACUCGCUGGGACCGUACACAAACACCGGUCACCACCCGGUGACACGACUGACCCGGGGUAAAAUAACCCGGCCGUGAGCAGGGAUAGGUGCUUCCCACUGCAUUUUUGAGUCUGGAACUAUGGAGUAAUUCACUGCAGGCAGUGGCCCACAAACACCGCCCUGGCUUCAAUAAAAUCACCCAAGGUCUGCAGAGAUUAAUGUAGCCGCGGUUUUCC
This is a messenger RNA of Paramormyrops kingsleyae, 1713 nucleotides long. The record is from RefSeq and is a predicted model, not a curated record. Lineage: Eukaryota; Metazoa; Chordata; Actinopteri; Osteoglossiformes; Mormyridae.